This is a messenger RNA of Colletotrichum phormii, 1458 nucleotides long. RefSeq names its product homocitrate synthase. Gene Ontology annotation, cellular component: mitochondrion. The record is from RefSeq and is a predicted model, not a curated record. Lineage: Eukaryota; Fungi; Ascomycota; Sordariomycetes; Glomerellales; Glomerellaceae. The transcript is spliced from 8 exons. Gene Ontology annotation, molecular function: homocitrate synthase activity. The coding region runs from base 1 to 1458 and encodes 485 amino acids.
AUGUGCCCUACUCCUGACGUCCCGGCCUCCAAUGGCCAUGCCAAUGGCACCAAUGGCCAUGCGAACGGCAACGGCGCCGCCAACGGCACCAACAAGGCUAACCACCCUGGCUACACUGCCAUUCCCCAGAAGCACACCGGAAGCAACCCGUACCAGCCGGUUGGCGACUUCCUCAGCAACAUUGACCGAUACCAGAUUAUCGAGUCCACUCUGAGAGAGGGCGAGCAGUUCGCCAACGCCUUCUUCGACACCGAGACCAAGAUCAAGAUUGCCAGGGCUCUCGACGACUUUGGUGUCGACUACAUUGAGCUUACCUCGCCCGCUGCCUCUGAGCAGUCCCGCAAGGAUUGCGAGGCAAUCUGCAAGCUCGGCCUCAAGUCCAAGAUCCUGACUCACGUCCGCUGCCACAUGGACGAUGCCCGCCUCGCCGUCGAGACCGGUGUUGACGGUGUCGAUGUCGUCAUUGGCACCUCCUCAUACCUCCGUGAGCACUCCCACGGCAAGGAUAUGACCUACAUCAUCAACACUGCCAUUGAGGUUAUCCAGUUUGUCAAGUCCAAGGGUCUCGAGAUCCGUUUCUCUUCUGAGGACUCCUUCCGUUCCGACCUCGUCGACCUUCUCUCCGUCUACAGCGCCGUCGACAAGGUUGGUGUUCACAGAGUUGGUAUUGCCGACACAGUCGGCUGCGCCAGCCCUAGACAAGUCUACGACCUUGUCCGCACCCUGAGAGGUGUCGUCAGCUGCGAUAUCGAGACUCACUUCCACAACGAUACUGGAUGCGCCAUUGCCAACGCUUACUGCGCGCUCGAGGCCGGUGCCACCCACAUCGACACCUCCGUCAUCGGUAUCGGUGAGCGCAACGGUAUCACCCCUCUCGGUGGUCUGAUGGCUCGCAUGAUCGUUGCCGCCCCCGAGUACACCAAGUCCAAGUACAAGCUGCACAAGCUCAAGGAGCUUGAGGACCUCGUCGCCGAGGCUGUCGAGAUCAACAUUCCCUUCAACAACUACAUCACCGGUUUCUGUGCCUUCACCCACAAGGCCGGUAUCCACGCUAAGGCCAUCCUCAACAACCCUAGCACAUACGAGAUUAUCAACCCCGCCGACUUCGGCAUGAGCAGAUACGUCCACUUCGCAUCAAGAUUGACUGGAUGGAACGCCAUCAAGUCGCGUGUUGAGCAGCUUGGUCUCACCAUGACCGACGCUCAGGUCAAGGUCGUCACUCAGAAGAUCAAGGCCCUGGCAGACGUCAGGCCGAUUGCCAUUGAUGACGCCGAUUCCAUCAUCCGUACUUUCCACCUGAACAUUACGGAGGGUGAGGAGAAGCCGCUGUUGCCCAACUUGACCGCCGAGGAGCAGGCCAAGUUCGAGAAGGCGGAGAGAGAGCUUGCUGGCGAGCCUGAGAAGCGUGCUUUGGAUGAUGCCGCAGCGGAGCCCGCGGCCAAGAAGGUUAAGGCGUAG